AUGGGCAUAAUAGGUGCAAUUAUAGAUAACAGUUCAAGAAUUGGCAAAGAAGAGAGGGUGGCAAUUGAAAUGGCAGUUGAGGAUUUUUAUGCCAAUAGAAAUCAGAGAUUGGCUCUGCACAUAAGAAACUCUCAGAGGGAGGACCCCUUGCAGGCAGCACUUGCAGCUAGAGAUCUUAUAGAUGGGCAGCAAGUGCAAGCCAUUCUAGGACCACAUACAUGGGAAGAGACAUCAUUAGUAGUUAAGGUUGGCAGUGAGACUAAUACCCCAAUUGUCUCUUUUGCUGAGGCUACUCCAAAGUGGGCAACUGAGCUGUGGCCUUUUCUAGUUCAAGCUUCUCGCGACCGGUUGAAACAAAUGGAAGCAAUAGCUGAUAUAGUUCAGUCUUGGGAAUGGCAUCGAGUCACUGUAAUUUACCAAGACAGAGAUUCUUUGGCCAAUGAAGUUUUACCUCAUCUCUCUUAUGCCUUGAGACAAGUUGGUGCAGAAAUUAGCCAUCUUGUAGCUCUCCAACCUUUUGCUUCUUCUUCAUUAAUCGAAGAGCUUGAGAAGCUUCAAAAAGACCAAUGUAGAGUCUUUGUUGUGCAUUUGUCUGUGCCAUUGGCGGCACAACUUUUUGAAAAGGCAAAAGAAAUGAAGAUGAUGGAAAAGGAUUAUGUAUGGAUCACCACUGAUCCUAUAACAAGCCUUGUCAACUCCUUUAAUGCCUCCAGCAUCUCCUCAAUGCAAGGGAUCAUCGGAGUCAAGAGCUACUUCCCUGAAAGUGGAAACCAAUUUCAGGAUUUUUAUCAUAGGUUUUGUAGAAGGUUUAGAUCAGAACAUCCUGAAGAGGGUAACAAUGAGCCUGGCAUCUUUGCUGCUCAGGCUUACGAUGCUGCAAGGGCAGUGGCUCUAGCUUCGACAGAAGGCAGCAAAGGGAGGAAACUGUUAGCAAAACUUUUGAGAAGUGAUUUGCAUGGCUUAAGUGGAAGAAUCAAGUUCACUGACCAAAACUUAGCUCCACAACAUGUAUUUCAAAUCAUCAAUGUGGUGGGAAGGAGUUACAGAGAACUAGGAUACUGGUCAGAUGGAAUAAGAUUCUCGAAGACUAUUGGUGAAAGUGCUAGUAACUACUCUUCUAUGAAAGAUUUGGGGCCAGUGGUUUGGCCAGGAGAGCCUUGGUAUACUCCAAAAGGGUGGAAUGUACCAAUACAAGCAACCGCACUGAGAAUUGGCGUGCCAAACGGAUCAACAUUCAAAGAGUAUGUAAAUGUGGAAAAAGAUCCGUUGGGAAAUAACUUAUCUUUCACUGGACUUGCAAUAGAUCUCUUCAAAGCGACCCUAGAGGAGCUGCCUUACUAUUUGCCGUAUGAGUUAUGUCCUUUCAAUGGCACAUAUGAUUCUUUAGUGGAGCAAAUCCAUUUACAUAAAUUUGAUGCUGUAGUUGGUGAUGUAGCAAUCGUGUCCCGGCGGUAUGAGCAUGCAGAAUUCACACACCCCUAUACCGAAGCAGGAUUGGUAAUGAUAGUUCCAGUCAUGUCCAAAACAUGCAAUAAAGCAUGGUUAUUCAUGAGGCCUUUCACAAAACCUAUGUGGGCACUUAUAGUAGCCAUCAAUAUCUACAAUGGCUUUGUUGUAUGGUUGAUAGAACGAAACCACUGCCCCAAACUCAAAGGUUCUGUGCUAAAUCAAAUAGGAAGCUUGAUUUGGCUAUCCUUCACCACUCUCUUCUCUUUACAUGGGGGUAAGCUGCAUAGCAAUUUGUCACGGAUGACAAUGGUUGUCUGGCUAUUUAUGGCACUAAUCAUCACACAGACAUAUACGGCUAACCUCGCGAGCAUGCUCACUGUCCAGCAGCUUGAACCCACCAUAACAGAUGUUGACGCUUUGCGGCAAAGCAAUGCCAUGGUUGGUUAUUGUAAGGGUUCCUUUGUUUCAGCCUAUCUAAGGGAAGUCUUGGACAUCCACAACAUUAAGCAGUUUGACUCCAUAGAAGAAUAUGCUGAAGCCCUCAAAAGUGAAGUAAUUGCUGCUGCUUUUCUUGAAGCCCCUCUGGCCAAAAUUUUCCUUCGAAAGUACUGCAACGUCUUCAUGGAAGCUGGAUCAACAUUCAAAGUUGGAGGAUUUGGAUUCGUAUUUCCAAGAGGCUCUCCAUUGGUUCCCGAGGUAACUGAAGCAAUGCUAAAGGUAACCGAAAGUGGUAAGCUUCGAGAUUUAGAGAACAGCAUGCUGGCCUCUCUGAAGUGCUUGGACUUGGAUGCACAAAAAGACAGUGGUGAUCCCAGUCUAAGCCCCAACAGCUUUUGGGUACUAUUCGUGUUCACGGGAGGGACAUCAACAACUGCUCUUGUGAUUUACACUUUUUUCAUUCAUAAAUCAGUGGCUGAACGCAAAACCAACUGGACGAUAAUGUUAGCCGCAAUGAAAAAAUGGGGCAAUCCAAACAGGAGGUUCUCCAGAAGAGACAGUAAUAUCAAUGCAGAAAGUCCUGCAAUUCCUCCGAAUGCCAGUGCCUUGCAGGCUCAAGUCUAA
Molecule: messenger RNA, 2511 nt
Organism: Prunus avium (sweet cherry)
Lineage: Eukaryota; Viridiplantae; Streptophyta; Magnoliopsida; Rosales; Rosaceae
Source: RefSeq, a predicted model, not a curated record